GUUCACCUCUGCAAACAAGAACAGCUGAUGAGAGGAAGGCGCUGUCGUCGUACCAUUACCACGACUCUUCUACUUCGUCUUGAAGGAAGUCCACUGGAAUUACAACGAGUGAACAUGAUAAUUGUCAGUCCGCUAUUGAUUCAUUGUAUGAUAAUUGAUUGUUGUGGUCGUCCCAAUCGGUGCUCAAGCUGAUAGAUUGUCAACGAUAGUGAUUGUGAAAGUGAAGAACAUCCACCAGAGUGGCCAAGAUGAAGCUGGAGCGCGUCGUCACUUUGCUAAGUUGGACCGGGCUCCUGGCGGCCGAUGCUGUGCACGUGCGUGUGGGAAUCGCUACCGGAAUCGCGGAGUCUUCCCAGGACGUCGGAACAAAUGCUCGUGGCAAGAACAUGCUGCUUUCCGCUCGUUUGCAGACGCGCGCGGACUUGAAAGAGAUCACGCAGCAGGAGGCCACCCUGCAGAAGCACAUCUCGCGGGUCUACUCCCUCUUCGAGUUUACGAAGGAGUUGCUGCUGAACGAAGAGAUGGGAGGACGCUCUCCCAACAACAAAAAUACAGCGGCCCGAGUAGACAUCACCGCAUCUAUGCCCGCUGACGUCAAGGCCGCUUACGAGCAGUUGCAGAAAAACGACAAGGCUGCGUUGGGCAGAAAAGGCAUGGUGGGCAACCUGAUGAUGUCUAAAGCGAUGGGGCCGGCAAUCAUGGUGCCGCUGCUCCAAGAAAUGUACGAAAAGUUCAAAGGCGACAUCAAGCGCGCCAAUGCGCAGGAAAAGCGAGCCGCGGACAGGGUGUCGAAGCAAGAAAAGGAGUACGUUGCCUUCCAAAACGAGGGGAAAUCCUACCUGCUGGAGCAAAAAAAGAUAUCCAAGAAAAAAACGUUGUUAGUGUAAAUUUGUGAUGCGCAACAUGCAAGAUGAUUGCGUCUGUCAUGCUUGGCAUGCAUUGUAGGGUCUAUCACAGGGCGUUUUCACGUACCAUCUGCGCAUGACAGGUUUUUGCUGUCAUGCCAGACAGAUUUGUAAUGCUGUUCCUCCAAUAAAAAAGUUACACCUCCUACAAUGUUUUUUUCUUGGAUAAAAGAAAGUGAUCGACUACUACAAGAAGCAACGCGAAAUCCAGCACCACCACUACCACACGAUGCUGAAAAUGGCCCAUGCGAUGAUGCAGCGCAUUACAAAGGUGAAACAAAUGUGCGCGGAUGCGGCUAACGGAAAAAAGCUGUCAGCAAAGCAACUCGAGGAGCUGCGGCUAGCCGCCCCAAGUACGAAGAUUGUGCUGUGAAUGAAAGCAGCCGAAGAAGGAGAAUUCUGCAAGUUACUGAACUGCCGUUAGUCACUGAAAAAUCAAUGCGUUUGCAGUCGUGUUUCGAGUUUUUUUUUCCGAACAUUCAAAAAUAGAAAAGUUGAAUGGCAAUAGAUUUACAUUGACAGGAAGUGGAAGUCGUUAGCGUCUGCAGAAGCGACGAUCUUCAACUGCUACCCAGGGAUCACAACUGACUGUUCCUUUGUUCUUUCUACUACUCGCGAUGCCACGACGUCC
Molecule: messenger RNA, 1536 nt
Organism: Amoebophrya sp. A120
Lineage: Eukaryota; Dinophyceae; Syndiniales; Amoebophryaceae
Source: the annotation of a GenBank genome assembly